AUGCCGGGUCCCAAGAUCACGUUCUAUGUCGACCUCGUUAGCCCAUUUUCAUACCUUGGAUACCACAUCUUACGGAACUCCUCGGCCUUCAAAAAAUGCGAAAUCACAUACGUUCCAAUUUUCUUAGGAGGGUUGAUGCAUGCAUGUGGUAGCAGUCCGCCAAUCACCAUCAAGAACAAGAAGGAAUAUUUAGAUAUGCAGCGAGUCCGAUGGGCCGGGUACUUCUCAGUCCCGAUUGUUAAGGAAUUCCCGAAAGGUUUCCCCUUCAGCACAUUACCCGUGCAACGUGCGCUGUGUGCCGUCUCUCAGAAGACACCCGAGAAGCUCCCUGCCGUCCUUGACGCGCUGUUCCACGCUGUCUGGGUGCAAGGGAACACAUCUGUCGGAGAGCCUGAUGGCUUUGCGUCCCCCUUGGAGGGUGUACUUGGGAAGGAAGAGACGCAAUGGGUUUUGUCUGCAAUGAAACAACCGGACAUCAAGGCCCUUCUGACCGCGAACACUGAUCGUUCUUUUAGAUCUGGGGCUUUUGGACUGCCAUGGUUUGAGUGCACGAAUUCCAAGGGCGAGACCGAAGGCUUCUGGGGUGUUGAUCACUUGGGCCAGGUCGCUGACUUUUUGGGUUUGGAUCGCGCCCUCGAUAGGGGAUUUAGAGCAGCUCUCUAA
This is a messenger RNA of Penicillium paradoxum, 663 nucleotides long. RefSeq names its product putative 2-hydroxychromene-2-carboxylate isomerase. The transcript has 4 exons. Bases 1 to 663 code for a protein of 220 amino acids. Gene Ontology annotation, biological process: glutathione metabolic process. NCBI's taxonomy places the organism in Eukaryota, Fungi, Ascomycota, Eurotiomycetes, Eurotiales, Aspergillaceae. Gene Ontology annotation, cellular component: peroxisome; mitochondrion. Gene Ontology annotation, molecular function: glutathione peroxidase activity; glutathione transferase activity. The record is from RefSeq and is a predicted model, not a curated record.